Cynocephalus volans (Philippine flying lemur) is the source of this 1965-nucleotide messenger RNA. RefSeq names its product sphingomyelin phosphodiesterase 3 (gene SMPD3). The coding region runs from base 1 to 1965 and encodes 654 amino acids. Gene Ontology annotation, cellular component: extracellular region; cytoplasm. Gene Ontology annotation, biological process: sphingomyelin metabolic process. Lineage: Eukaryota; Metazoa; Chordata; Mammalia; Dermoptera; Cynocephalidae. Gene Ontology annotation, molecular function: sphingomyelin phosphodiesterase activity. The transcript has 7 exons. The record is from RefSeq and is a predicted model, not a curated record.
AUGGUUUUGUACACGACCCCCUUUCCUAAUAGCUGUCUGUCCGCCCUGCACUGUGUGUCCUGGGCCCUCAUCUUCCCAUGUUACUGGCUGCUGAACCGGCUCGCAGCCUUCUUCAUACCCACCACCUACGAGAAGCGCCAGCCAGACUGCCCGUGCUGCCUGCAGCUGCUCAGCACCGUCCUCUUCACGCCCGUCUACCUGGCCCUUCUGGUGGCCGCACUGCCCUUCGCGUUUCUCGGCUUCCUCCUCUGGUCUCCGCUGCAGUCUGCCCGCCGGCCCUACAUCUAUUCACGGCUGGAAGACAAGGGCCCAGCUGGAGGGGCAGCCCUGCUCAGUGAAUGGAAGGGUCCAGGGGCUGGCAGGAGCUUCUGCUUCACCACCGCCAACCUCUGCCUCCUCCCUGACUCACUGGCGAGGCUCAACAACCUUUCUAACACCCAAGCACGGGCCAAAGAGAUCGGGCAGAGAAUCCGCAAUGGGGCCGCCCGGCCCCAGAUCAAAAUCUACAUUGAUUCACCCACCAACACCUCUAUCAGUGCGGCCAGCUUCAGCAGCCUGGUGUCACCGCAGAGUGGUGAUGGCGUGGCCCGGGCCAUCCCUGGGAGCAUUAAGAGGACAGCCUCCGUGGAAUACAAGGGCGAUGGUGGGCGUCACUCCAGUGAGGAGGCUGCCAACAGCCCGGCUUCCCGGAACCCAGCUGAUUGCGGCCUUGAGGACGCCUGCAUUGUGCGCAUCGGCGGAGAGGAGGGGGGCCGGCCACCCGAAGCCGAAGACCCUGCCACCGGGAGCCAGGCCAGGAAUGGGGCUGGCGAGGGCCCGAGGGGCCAGAUGCCCAACCACAAUCAGCGGGAUGGGGAUUCGGGGAGCCUGGGCAGCCCCUCGGCCUCCAGGGAGUCCCUGGUGAAGGCGCGAGCCGGGCCGGACAGCAGUGGCGGCGGCGGGGAGCCGGGCGCCAACAGCAAGCUCCUGUACAAGGCCUCGGUGGUGAAGAAGGCAGCCGCGCGCAAGAGGCGGCACCCGGACGAGGCCUUUGACCAUGAGGUCUCGGCCUUCUUCCCGGCCAACCUGGACUUCCUGUGCCUGCAGGAGGUGUUUGACAAGCGGGCAGCCACCAAGUUGAAAGACCAGCUGCACGGCUACUUCGAGUACAUCCUGUACGACGUCGGGGUCUAUGGCUGCCGCGGCUGCUGCAGCUUCAAGGCCCUCAACAGUGGCCUCCUCUUUGCCAGCCGCUACCCUAUCAUGGACGUGGCCUAUCACUGUUACCCCAACGGGGGGAGCAUCGAUGCCCUGGCCUCUAAGGGAGCUCUGUUUCUCAAGGUGCAGGUGGGAAGCACACCUCAGGACCAAAGAAUUGUGGGGUACAUCGCCUGUACACACCUGUACGCCCCGCCAGAGGACAGUGCCAUCCGUUGUGAGCAGCUGGACCUGCUUCAGGACUGGCUGGCUGAUUUCCGAAAAUCUACCUCCUCGUCCAGCACAGCCAACCCCGAGGAGCUGGUGGUGUUUGACGUCAUCUGCGGAGACCUGAACUUUGACAACUGCUCCUCUGAUGACAAGCUGGAGCAGCAGCAUUCCCUGUUUACACACUACAAGGACCCCUGUCGCCUGGGGCCGGGGGAGGAGAAGUCAUGGGCCAUCGGUACCCUGCUGGACACAAAUGGCCUCUAUGAUGAGGAAGUCAGCACCCCUGACAAUCUGCAAAAGGUCUUGGAGAGCGAGGAAGGCCGCAGGGAGUACCUGGCAUUUCCCACCAGCAAGAGCCCGGGCCAGAAGGGGCGGAAGGACCUGCUGAAGGGCAACGGCAGACGCAUCGACUACAUGCUGUAUGGCGAGGAGGGGCUCAGCCCGGACUGGAAAGCCGAGGUGGAAGAAUUCAGUUUUAUCACCCAGCUGUCCGGCCUGACCGACCACCUCCCAGUGGCCAUGCGGCUGAUGGUGUCUGCGGGGGAGGAGGAGGCAUAG